This is a messenger RNA of Cuscuta campestris, 3616 nucleotides long. The record is from the annotation of a GenBank genome assembly. NCBI's taxonomy places the organism in Eukaryota, Viridiplantae, Streptophyta, Magnoliopsida, Solanales, Convolvulaceae.
GCACGAGAGGAGCUUUGGAGUACUGGAGUCUGGAGUAAUGGCGAUUUUGGUCUGGGAUUUUGCAUGCGAUUUUGUCUAGGUUUCUUUCAACGCUGUCAUUCAUCCUCUCAGAUGUGGUGCUUCAGCAGAGACGUGCGCCGCCGCUCUUAUCUUCGGCCGGAGUCUGCAGCGUGUACCCAAUCCGGCCAAUCGGAGAACGAGAAGAAGUAGAAGAAGGGGUUGGAUUCUCCGAUUCAGGAAGAAGACAUGUGUCCAUGGCGACGAGGGUGGUAAGAUGGAUGGUCACAGGUUCAGGCGAGGACAGUGUAGGGUCGAUUUGUACUUUUGGUCAUCUUUACAGGUAUUCUCUACAAUUUUAAAACUUAAUUUGUAGAGUUGGGAGAGAAAUUUUCACCCAACAUUACAGAAAUUAUUCGCACAUAGGUCCAGGAAGUUUGCAGUGUGUUUUUUGCUUUUUCUACUUCGUUUUAGUUAUAUUGUGUUAUUGUACACCUUCAAGGUCCCAGGCAUUUCCGGUCUCUUUUCAGUUUGCAGGGGCAAAGAAGAGUCACCACCUGUUCGAUGAAAUGUCUUAGUGAGUUCUGUGAACAAAACUCCAAGUUAGGCUAAACAAAAACCACCGUAGUCCGUUAUGCUCCCCAUCUGUUUACCGUAUGACAUUUCCAUCCAUUUUUAAACAUUACCUUUGACAAUCUAACUGACAACAAUGCUUAUUCAACAUUUCAUAUCGUUUGAAAACUCCUGACUACCACACAGCUUUUUGGAAAUCUAAUUUCUCUUAUGGCACCUUCUCUGGGACAUGGCAUGCCUGUGUACCCUGCUGGUCUGGUCUUGGUCAGUUAGUUUUUUACGGAAUGUUUUUUAUUUAACUUGCAUUAAAUUAUCUUCAUAUUUGUGCAGUUCCAAUUUCAUAGGCAUGCUCCCAACUUUGUUGAGUUACAAACGUCUACUUUACUGCAAGUGUCAAUAAUGUUUUGUGUAAUUCCAUCACUCUUAUGUUGUUGUAGCGUUCCCACUCAAAUAUAAUGGGUCGGGUCACUGUCAAAUGGGUUGGGUAAAAACAAGGGCACAAGAUGACAGCCGGGUAAGGGGUCCUGCUCUGGAAGUCUAUAUUAGCACGGCUAUAGGGUGAUUUUUGCAGCAGAAAGUAUAUUAAUUUAAUUGAUUUACUGUACAAAAUAUCUUGAGAGUGUCUCCCAGCCAUAUACCCCAUUUUCCUGCCAGCGUACCAGGCAAGCUUCUUCCAUUAUGUGCUCAAUAUGAUUCUAGGUAGGUGAGGGACAUAGGAUUAUGCAAUCCUUUCUCAUUUAGUCAAAUUUCAUACACUUAAUUAAGAGAAGCCGCCGACCUCAACUGGCAAACUCAAUCGACACCCUCUCCUCUCUCUCGCGGCCAAUUAAGUUGAAUACGAUGUUUGGCUGCAAGAUAUGCAUAUCUUUCAUGGAAAUUUUUCAUAGCCUUAGUAGCAUCAGGUUCUCACCUUCAGGGAAACCGAAUAACAGAUUAAACCGGGCUUGGGAUUGACGGCAGUUAAACUUUGGAGACAAUAGGAGCGAUGAGCAGAUUCAAUGAAGAUUUAUAACCCUUGGCCUGCAGAAGGUGGAAGGCCACCAUGGUGAGGAUGGUGGUGGGCUUGGCUAGGUUUUUAACCCUUGCCUCGACAAAGGGAUUCUGACAACAACUACAGGGGAGGUUGAAACAUCUAGGCAAAGUAUUUUCAUUCAAACAGCGAAUAGACUAAGGGCGGAGGAUAGCUCUGAGGGAGUGACAGCAGCUCAUCUUUAGAGUUCUUCCUUAUCCAUCCAUCAUCUAUCAAUGAGAUGAGAAUUUCAGUAUUUGUUUCAAAACCGACUUGCCAUGGAGAACUUUACAAAUCUACCGUGCAGAAACACUCAUUCUCCAGGAAGCAUGGUUUGUAUAAAUUUCUUCAAUUGCUUCCACAAUUUAAGGGUAUUGAAACUUGAAAGAUUUGAGAGAUAUAUAAAUGGUUUUGCAUCAUAUUAUAAAGUUAGUAUUGGAACUUUAUGUCAUCCAAUCUACCAGAGAGAAGUUUGGCGUCUUCAUAUCAAGUAUAGGUCAGAUCUAGCUCCUUAGCUUCUUUUCCUCGAAUUUCGCCGCAUCACUUCUCAUCUUAUAUGGAAUUUGAUAAAUUCCUUCCAUUGAUAGUUCAAUUAUCCCCUGUAUUUUGCUCUGUGUGAUUGUGAAUGUAUCAAACUGCAUUUUUUUAUGCAUUUCAUAUGCUUAACAAAUCAUACUGCAAUUUUAAUAUAUCAAACUGCAACUUUAACUCUCUUUUAUAGAUGUUGAUUUGGAAUUGGAGUUGAAGGAGACUAUCCUUCACUGCAUUUAUUCCUGGGUUUGGCUUUGGCUUUUUUUUGUGUAUUUCUUUAUUUCUCAUUUUCUUUUAUUUCCUUUAUUUGUAAAAUAUAAUUUUAAGUCUUUUGAUAUUUUGGGUUUCUAGAUUUAAAACAUUACUUCUUGCGAAGGUGGAUUGCAUCAAUGGCCAGGAUGGUGGUGGAUUGGACAAUUAUGGAAAAAGUACAGAUGGAGUCGGAGGUAACUUUCUUUGAAUUGUGAUACCCUCUUUUGCACUGCUUCAUAUCCAAAUUUCUUAGCUUCCAGAUUAUUGCUGCUGCAUAAAAACAAAAUCUAGCAAAAAAACAGGUUUGAAUACUUCUCUAUAUUUUUUUUAACUGCAAUCUGUCUUUUUUAUAUUAGCUUAUUUUAGGUUUAUCAAUAAUAUUACUAUUAAAAAUAGUAUCCUUGAGUUAUAAAAGUUCAAAGUCUAGCAACUGUGGAUUGGAUGAUUGUUAAGAUAUGCCCAGAUUGAUAUUUCACAUGCAAGUAUUUGUAUUUUUUUCAUUAUUUCUUGCGGUAUGAAGUUAACAUUACGUUUGAAUCACUUUGAAUGAGGUUGUCAGAUAAAUUUCCUUUUUAUGUUGCUUCGAACUAUAUGAUUUAGACAAGAGUGGGAGAAAGACACUACUCAAAGGCUCAUUUGUUUUUGGAUCAGACAAGUAGACAACUAUGAAGUAAACUAGAAACUAUAUAUGCUCCCUAUGUUUCAAAAUAAGUUGCUAUGAAAAGCCAUGUAAUCUUUAAUGUCAAAACACAAGUUAUGAUCGAGUGAUGGCACCACAUGUUAGGCUGGGGGCUGGGUGGCCGUGUUGGCUGUGGUUUCGGAGUUAAAGGAGAUCGAUUGAUGGUGAUAUGAUCAUUAAAGUCGUUUUUGAAUAGGCAGCAUGUCUCUUGAACUAUAUGAACAUUUUUAUUUCAUAAGCAUUUGUCUUCCUAUUUAGAGAUAAUAAUUGUUUGAUUCUUGCUUUUAAUGGGCUGAAUACUCUAUUGGCAAUUGGGUUUAUCAGACAGGGCACUCAAUUGACUGCUAUGGUAUGCCUAGAACCUGUACCAGUUUAAGUGUUCUUAACUCAUCAUUUUUUUGGGAGUAAAUGUGCAAUGGUUACAAUUAGUCUUAUCAUAAUACGGAGUACAUGUGUACUCAAGCAUCGAGUGGGAUCAAAACAACCAGGCAGAAGGCAGACCAACACCUCUUCCGCUCUCCUUGAAGGAUAUAUGUAAUAUUGUAAUAUUUCAGAAAAAAAGUUUUACUCUAUUU